Punica granatum (pomegranate) is the source of this 1560-nucleotide messenger RNA. Lineage: Eukaryota; Viridiplantae; Streptophyta; Magnoliopsida; Myrtales; Lythraceae. The record is from RefSeq and is a predicted model, not a curated record.
UGGUAAAUUAGAUUGUGUCCUCUCGACGAAGCCAAACAAAUCACGAGUGCUUCUUCUCUCGCUCUCUCAAAUGGUCACCUUCCGCAAUAUUCAUUCCCCAUCCAAAGCAAGAGUCCUCCAUGCAAAAGCCCAUUUCCCUGUUUCUCAAUCCUUCCUUUGAUGAGGACUGUCCCUAAACUAAUUCUUCCGCCUAUAGCUUGUUCUAAUCAGGUCCCCGGGAAGAGGACGGAUUUUUUUGGUGCCUCGUUCCUCCUUAUUCGCUGCUAAUUCCAGUCAUAGAGCGAUAUUCGCCCUGAACAACUAGAAAACGAAAAGAAUGCAACAUAAUCACCUUCAGGCACCUCCUGUACCUGCUGCUGACAUCGGAUCCACGCUAUCACAGCUCAUAAUCACCAGUGGCACCAACACCUUAGAUUCGAUUUUCUCCUUUUGUGCCCCCAUGGCACCUUCCUCAGGUGCUCCUCCUAAUCCCGAGCAGCUCGGUUCCUCUGUUUACCUCCUGCAGAGAGACCUCCUUCGCAAGUUCUGUGAAAAUAACAGACAGAGCAAUGCAUGGUCUAGUAUUUCCUGUUUGGCAGCAUCCCCGCCUCAGACCUCAGUCUGUUCAAGCACUUACAUGCAGAGUGGUCAUGGUCCCCACAAGAAGAAGCUCUACCGGGGAGUGAGGCAGAGGCAAUGGGGCAAGUGGGUGGCUGAGAUUAGGCUGCCCCAGAACAGGAUGAGGGUCUGGUUGGGAACUUACGACACGGCCGAAGCCGCUGCUUAUGCUUAUGACAGGGCUGCAUACAAGCUACGGGGAGAGUAUGCACGACUUAACUUCCCAAACCUUAAGGACCUGAGCAAGGUUGGGUUCACUGAUUGCUCGAGAUUGAACGCUCUCAAGGGCUCUGUGGAUGCUAAGAUUCAAGCUAUUUGUCAGAAGGUGAGGAGGGAGAGGGCAAAAAAAGGUGCUAAAACCAAUGGUACGAGCAGCAAGGAUGAGAGUAACAGAGCUACAAAGAUCAAGGCUUCAUCCUCAUCCUCUACAACACAGCAAACAGUUUUUAAUGAGGAUUGGGGAAGUGAGUUGAUGGCCGAGUCUAUAUCAGAAGAUGAGUUCUGGAGGAGUGCUAAUUCACCUGGUUCAGUAUCUGUUGAUUGUCCAACGGUGAUGGGGGAAGAAACAGGACCCGAAGGCUGCUCGCUUGCAAAAAUGCCAUCUUUCGAUCCCGAGUUGAUUUGGGAAGUUAUUGCAAAUUAAGGCUGAUAAAUCUACCAAGCAUCAGAACUCUAAACUGUUUCUGAAGCUUCUCCUUCAAGGCAUUUCUCAACUACUUGUUAGGUGGGGCAAAGUACACAAGACAGACCUUUAGUGAACAUUCAGGAUGCUAUCUUGUUUACACUGAAACUACCUUCUUCAUAUUUCUUUUUCCUUUUAUUUUUCCCCUAUCAAGCUAAAUUAAGGGCAUUAAAGUCAUAUCUUUAUCGUAUCUAAUUCAUACUGCUAGUUCUAAGAUUACCGUAAGAAUGUUCUUGUUAUUAAUAAAUUCCAAAUUUAUGGGGAGGGUCCUGUGCUACAAA